Molecule: messenger RNA, 2850 nt
Organism: Dicentrarchus labrax (European seabass)
Lineage: Eukaryota; Metazoa; Chordata; Actinopteri; Moronidae
Gene: sprtn
Product: SprT-like N-terminal domain
Exons: 5
Coding region: 214-2091 (625 amino acids)
Biological process (GO): DNA repair
Cellular component (GO): nucleus
Molecular function (GO): single-stranded DNA binding; metalloendopeptidase activity; polyubiquitin modification-dependent protein binding
Source: RefSeq, a predicted model, not a curated record
AUCCCUACCGGAUAUGAUUGGGUCGUUUCGAGAGAACGUCAAACUUGACGCUAGCCUCGGACUGACAGUGAAGAUAUGAAUGUUCCUGACACCAAUCCGAGUAUGUUUUCACGGGUAACAUGUUUGACGGACUUCGGUGAGGCUGUCUCUUGUUUUAGAGCUUCAGUAAAGUAACAUCGAGAAGCUCCUAACGUUAGCUAUCGAUCCGCUGUAAUGGAGGAUGAUCUUCUGCUCGCCAUUCAGCUCCAGGAGCGCUUCAACAACGAGUACCAGACAUCUUUGUUUCCGUCCGGCGGCUUCCAGGAGAGCGGCCUCGGACGGAGCAGUAAGAAGAGGAAGGUGGAGGUAGCCGGAGGUGGCAGCGAUGUUGUGCCCCACUGGAAGCCGGCCGUCCGGCCCGAGAGGCCGAUGUCCAUCGUGGACGAGUCCUGGGAGAUGUUGGACCCCAACCCCGAUAUCAGAGCCAUGUUUCUGGGGUUCAAUGCCACCUUCUUCUGGGGGAAGCUCAGCGGUGUGGAGGUGAAGUGGAGCCAAAGAAUGACACUGUGUGCCGGUGUGUGUUCCUACGAGGGCCGAGGCGGACUGUGUUCGAUCCGACUCAGUGAGCCUCUGCUGAAGCUCCGACCCAGGAAAGACCUGGUGCAGACUCUCCUUCACGAAAUGAUUCACGCGCUGCUGUUUGUGACCCAGAACAACCGAGACCGCGACGGCCACGGGCCAGAGUUCUGCAAGCACAUGAACCGGAUCAACGACGCCACCGGGACCAAGAUUUCUGUCUACCACAGUUUCCACGACGAGGUCGACGUGUACCGGCAGCACUGGUGGAAAUGCAACGGGCCCUGCCAGAACCGCAAGCCCUACUUCGGCUUCGUGAAGAGGGCCAUGAACCGGGCUCCGUCCUCCCAGGACCCCUGGUGGGAGGACCACAGGAGGACGUGUGGGGGGACGUACGCCAAGGUCAAAGAGCCGGAAGGAUACGGCAAAAAAGGCAAGAAGGACGGUAAAAAGGACGGGAAGCCCUCGGAGAAGAAGAACCCGGGAAAUGGAAAACCUUCCAGUACGACUCCAGCUUCCGGAUUACAGGACAUCAGGAACAUCAUCCCGUUUAGUGGCAAAGGCUUCCUACUCGGAGGGAAUUCCCAGUCCUCCACAGCUUCCUCCCCGUCUCACAAACCCGUCGUGCCUGCUUCGUCCAGCCCCGCCUCUUCCUCUCCGAAGAAACCCUUCACCCCGCCGUCUCCGGCUAAAACCCUCAGUUCUCCCGUUCGCGCCGGCGUCCCUCGCUCCUUUCCCUCCGCGGGAUCGAAGCCACCUGUGAAGAGGUCCGUCGGUAACACGAGAUACUUCGUCAACAUCAACGGCUCGCCGGUGAGAAUCCCCAAACCCCACGGCGGCGGCGGCGGCAGCCAGGAAGCGAAUAAAAUCAGACAGCGGUCCAUUGACGACCUCUUCAACAGCGCAACCCUCAGGAAGUCAGCGAGUCAGUCGUCCCCCUCCAGCACAGACAGUACCAGAGAUUCACUGACAGCACCGCACUGUACAGCGAGCGCCACCUCUGCUUCUUCCUUCUUUCCCAAACCGCAAAGUAACCGCUCUUCUUCCUCUCCGACGGCAGCGAAGCCGAGCCCGAGUGAAUCCGCCCAAUCCAAGUAUUCUUCUGUAGUUACAGGAAGCAAAGGCAGCCCCGCUCAACCGACACAGCCCAAGUAUUUCAGUCACUCUAACAGCGCCGGUGCGACAGGAGCUGCUGGUGGCGGUCCGGCGUCGAGGAAGAGGCCGUGGGACGACCGCAGCAGCUCGGCCACCAUCUUUGGCUUCUUCCAGAAGACGUUAGGCGGCGCUACGGCGGCGUCGAGGGAGGCGCAGAGGACAAAAUCACCUGCAGUGCAGCAGAGAACCGCCACUGCCACCUCCUCUUCCUCCUCCUCCUCCUCCUCCUCCCUACAUUCCUCUGGGGGGCUGCACAGUGCUCCCACCUCCUCUUCCUCCUCAUCCUCAUCCUCCUCCGCGCUGACGGUCAGCUGCCCGGCGUGCCAGGCACGGGUGCCGGAGUCAAAGAUCAACGAGCAUCUGGACUCCUGUCUCUCCUGAACGAGGAGGACUGGGAGACGGAAACACUUCCACCUUUGUCCACAGGGGGCCGCCAGAAUCCACCCAAUGAAAGCUCCUCGUUGCUGUUUGAACUUUGAUUUGAAGAAGAUGGUUUGACUCGUCUUCGACCAGCUGAUUGGAUGGUUGUGGUUCUCUUUAUUACCUCACUGUACGAGUGCCUGUCUGACAGUUUGUGCCUUACACUCAGAGAACAGCAGCGUUUUACAGAAUUUAACUCGAGAUAAUUGUGUCAUUUUUUUAUCAGGAAAAACAAACAUUUAAACUUUUAAACAUUAAAUUAUGUUGCUGGCUGGUUGCAGGUUUGUGUAUUCGACCAGAAACUGAAUCAUUCUUGUUUUAAACUGUUGAAUAUUUAAAGAAUGACCUCCUCUUCCACUGCAGUGAAGCAGCUGAUUGAACAGGAUCAAUAUAUCCAGAUGCUGCUGCGUUGAUGGAGGAUAUUUCUGCCUCCUCUCCAUCGAUCCUCUUUAAAAAUCUGCAUCUGCUGCCCUUCAGACAGCAGGAGACUCUGCCUGACCCCAGCUGAUCUGUGGGAGUCAGGUUUCACACUUCACAGCUAUUUAUUCCUCCGCAGUCGGUCGGGCAGCGAGCAGGUAUCUGUGCCUGCUUCAGCUUUUAGAGUGGAAACUUUUUACUUCUUUAACUUUAUGUCUGCUCCACUUUUAUGUGUGUCUGUUUUUAAAUGAAAGUUCUGAAUGUGUUUAUGUUCUGUUGCCAAAUAAAACAUUUUUUACUGUC